CAUAAGCAUGAAUGACACUUCAGUUGAAACAAGCCUUGAAAUAAAGUAGACAUCGAAAUUGAACGUCAAAAAGAAAAUUGAUUUCCUUUAUAUGAACUAUUUGUUGUUGACCAGCCUCUAACUGAAGUACUCAAAAAAAGGUCUAGAUUCGAUAUGGACGUAUCCAUGAAACUUCUCAAGAUCAAUUAUUAUGGUUCAUCUGGCAAAUGCAACAAAAUAUCCAGAAGACGAAGGAAACUGAAGAAAUGCGUUUGUGUUCUGCCACAAACCGGUGAAUUAGAAUUCCCCAGAGUUUGGGAAGAAUUGAGAAAUAAUAAUCAGUUGUGCGAUGGUAUCGUUCGAUGUGCGAGUGGCAAGGAAUUCCGGAUUCACAGGGCCAUAUUGUCUGCUGUGAGUCCAUAUUUUAAGGCUCUUUUCACGAACUCCAUAAACAGGGACAAAGAGGAGAAUACUCAGGCAAAUACCACAAUUCCUACUGCAAUACUAGAAACCCUCUUGGAUUUUGCAUAUUCUGGAAAGUGUAACAUCAACGAACAGAAUGUAGAAAGCCUGCUGCGAUUCGCUGAUCAAUAUGAAAUUCUCGGUGUUGUACAAUUAUGUUGUAAAUUUUUAUUAGAUGAGAUGUGUCCUGCAAACUGCUUGGGAAUUCUUCAUUUCGCCGGUCAGUACUUCUGUACAAAACUAAUGGAGCGCGGGAAAUCUUACGUUCGGCAUCACUUCGUGGAUUUACUGUCAGAAAGUUGCGAGUUUGUCAAUCUCACCAUUUCGGAACUGUCGGAAAUUCUCAAGGACGACGAACUGAAUAUCAAAUCGGAGGAAAUAGUUUUUGACGCCAUAAAGAAAUGGGUUAACUUCAUGCCAAUGAAGAGAAGGGUACAUCUGUUGGAGCUACUGAAGUGUAUGAGGUUACAUAAUUUGGAGAUGAAGCAAAUUUCUAAAAUGUCUAAGUGGUCGUUGAUACAGAAAGAUCCGGAAUGCAAACAGUACAUGACCGAGGCUCAACAGCUGAUUCAUCAGUAUUUGAUGGAAGAAACGACGACCAGUUGUGACAAUUAUUCUUUUCGGCCUAGGAUACCAUACGAAAUACUAUUCGCGAUAGGAGGUUGGAGCGCAGGCAGUCCCACGAAUUUUAUCGAAAUCUACGACAUAAGGGCUGAUAGAUGGUUACUCUCGACCGAUACGGAUUCGGUUCCGAGGGCGUAUCAUGGACUAUGUUCGUUGAGAGGGCUGAUAUACAUGGUCGGCGGAUUCGAUGGAAACGAGUACUUCAACACGAUGAGGUGUUUUAAUCCAGUAACGCACGAAUGGAGCGAAUGUGCUUGUAUGUAUUAUCCCAGGUGUUACGUCAGUGUUGUUAUGCAUGAUGAAAGGAUAUACGCUUUAGGAGGAUAUAAUGGUAGAGUUAGGAUGAACACGGUAGAGAGGUACAGCCCGGACAAAAACCAAUGGGAGUUGAUACCCUCUAUGCUGAAGCAAAGAUCGGAUGCUAGUGCUGCUGUACUUAAUUCUAAGAUCUAUAUUGUUGGUGGUUUCAAUGGCCAAGAAGUGAUGUGUUCUGCAGAAAUGUUCGAUAUCUCUACGAGUCAAUGGUCAUAUAUACCCCACAUGUCUUCAGCAAGAUCGGGAGUUAGUCUGGUGGCCUUCAAAAAUGCUCUUUACGCUAUAGGUGGAUUUAACGGUUAUACAAGGCUAACGACAGGGGAAAAAUUCAUGCCAGAAUCUGAUACAAGAUGGACUGAAAUCACGGAAAUGAUGACACCAAGAAGUAAUUUCGCAACAAUCACCAUGGAUGACUUCAUUUAUAUAAUUGGAGGUUUUAAUGAUCUCUUGCUGUCAGGUUCAACAACGAUAAAUUACGUUGAGUAUUAUGAUCCGGAGAGCAACGAGUGGCUGGACGCCUCUUCCAUGAACUUGAACCGUUCCGCGCUGAGCGUCUGCGUGGUCAGCGGUCUACCCAAUUCCCGAGAAUACUCCUUUUUGGGACGGCUGAGUAACGGAGACACAGAAAAGGACACCAAAUUGCAAGAUAGAUGAAGAGAGCCAGAUAUAUGGACGCAGCUGAUCACCUUGGUCAGCUAACGUCUUUAGCAUUUUUAUCGUUUUAACUUGUGCCCUUCUGGUCUACGUCUUUUAUCUAUACAUACCUACUGUGUACUAUUUUUUAAUAAAAAGAUUGUCGGUUUUCGACAACUGGAAUC
This is a messenger RNA of Coccinella septempunctata (seven-spotted ladybird), 2198 nucleotides long. RefSeq names its product kelch-like protein 10. Gene Ontology annotation, molecular function: protein binding. Lineage: Eukaryota; Metazoa; Arthropoda; Insecta; Coleoptera; Coccinellidae. The record is from RefSeq and is a predicted model, not a curated record. The transcript is spliced from 7 exons. The coding region runs from base 154 to 2034 and encodes 626 amino acids.